Molecule: messenger RNA, 1571 nt
Organism: Anthonomus grandis grandis
Lineage: Eukaryota; Metazoa; Arthropoda; Insecta; Coleoptera; Curculionidae
Product: beta-ureidopropionase
Exons: 10
Coding region: 237-1400 (387 amino acids)
Molecular function (GO): beta-ureidopropionase activity
Source: RefSeq, a predicted model, not a curated record
AGUUCGAAACAUAUUUAUAAAGCGAGGUGACGUAUUUUUCAUAUUUAUUCAGUAAAUCUAACAGCUUAACAUUCAUAUAGAUGAUUUAUUGAAAAGAAACUAGUUCGUCAUUAUUGCCAUCUGUGUUAAUAAAGUUUGGUCUGCAAAGUAUUCCUGUUUCUCCAGAUAUUCCUUUAUAGUGCUUUUAAAAGUCAUAGUAUAGAACAUAAUCUUAAAAAAAAAACACAAAAACAAUAAUGUCAGGAGUCAAUGAAUUUGAAAGCAUCGAAUAUAUUUUGGAAAAAGGAUUGAGUAACGAAGAUUAUGAAAAAGUUAGGCAAGUUUUAUAUGGACGACCAGUUAUCCCAUUGGAAAUAUCAUCAUGUACUCAACAUAUUGCUGAUAGCCAAGGCUUUGAAAUAAAGGCAUACCGAAUACCAUGCCCGGAAGAGCAAUUACGAAGUCCGAGAUUAAUUAGAGUUGCAGCAUUCCAGAACCAAAUUCCUUUGCCAACAACCACGAAAAUUCAAGAAAUGAAAGAUGCAAUGUUUAAAAUGGCGAAAGAGGUGAUAAAAGCAGCUGCUCAGAUGGAUGCUAAAAUUUUUUGUUUUCAAGAAGCAUGGAUAAUGCCAUUUGCAUUUUGUACGAGGGAAAAGUAUCCUUGGUGUGAAUACGCUGAAUCUGCCCAUGACGGCAGUAUAACCAAAUUUCUUCAACAACUAGCCAAAAAAUAUAAUAUGGUUAUUAUAUCCCCGAUUUUGGAAAGAGAUGAAAGACAUUCAGAUACUAUUUGGAACACAGCUGUUGUCAUCGAUAACCAUGGUGAUUACUUAGGGAAGCAUAGAAAAAAUCACAUACCGAGAGUUGGAGAUUUUAAUGAGUCUACAUAUUAUUUCGAGGGAAAUACUGGACAUCCUGUAUUUGAGACGGAAUAUGGAAAGAUAGCAGUCAACAUUUGUUAUGGAAGACAUCAUCCCUUAAACUGGUUAGCAUUUGCGUUAAAUGGAGCGGAAAUAGUUUUUAAUCCAUCAGCAACAGUAGGCGGCUUGAGCGAGCCACUUUGGGGAAUUGAAGCAAGAAAUGCAGCAAUAGCAAAUACCUACUUCACAUGCGCAAUUAACAGAGUAGGUACUGAGGUUUUUGAACACGAAUUUACAUCUGGGAAUGGUAAACCUGCUCAUAAAGAGUUUGGUUAUUUUUAUGGAUCUAGUUACGUGGCAGCCCCUAAUGGUUCUAGAACUCCAGGUUUAUCUCGAACGAAAAAUGGGCUUCUUAUAACUGAAAUUGAUUUAAACAUGUGCAGACAAGUAAAGGACCACUGGGGCUUUCAGAUGACUCAAAGGUUGGAAAUGUAUGCUGAGCUACUACGAAAGACGAUUGACCAUGAUUUUAAACCUCAGAUCGUUAGAAAACACAUAUAAAAUAUAAUUAAAAUAAAAGUAGGAUAACACAAAAAAAAAUCAAAUUAUUAAUAAUGUUCCAGGCAUGCAUUAUUAUCUAUGAUUACAUUUUGUUGGCGUGUUUAUAUUUCUAUUUAAUAGUUUCAACGCAUAACUCAUAAAAACUGAAAUAAAAGAAAUAUUUAAAUCAAA